Molecule: messenger RNA, 2156 nt
Organism: Striga asiatica
Lineage: Eukaryota; Viridiplantae; Streptophyta; Magnoliopsida; Lamiales; Orobanchaceae
Source: the annotation of a GenBank genome assembly
AGUGAGAAAGACAGAGAGAGAAAACCUGUUGCCUUGCUUUUACUGUUGUCUGCUUUUGCUUUUCACCUUCGCCAGCACUCUUAUCUCAGCCCAAAAUCUCCGUAAAACGGCACGGCCACGCCUUCUUAUCUGAAUGUGAGAGGCACAUAAUCGAAUGUACAUCUGAGAUCUCUCUGUUUUUUAUUUUUCUUCUUUUCACUCUCAUUUCAAGUUUUCGCCACAAAAAGCCAUGGGCAGUGUCUCGUCGGAGGAAGGGAGCGAGGAAAGGUGCGGAAGCUACAGCCUGAGCGCCGACGUUAGUGAGUCGGAGAGCUCGGCCGGAGACGCAGUGGAGGAUGAAGGCGGCGCUCCCUCCAGUUCCGCCGGUUUUUCUUCUUUCGCGGCCGGGAGUUCUGCGCCAUCGACGCCGACAUUCACGUUUCCGUUGAUCGGAGGGAGGGAUGUGGUGGUUUUGGACGAGAAGCCGCGGAAACGGGGCUCCGAUUUGUCUGCGCCCUUUUUAGUGAAUGUUGGUUUAUACAUCAAAUUGCUGUCGGUGGAUAUGCUUCUGAAAGCCUUGCACAACUAUUAUCUGAACACUUUGAGUCGUUUUGGAACGAUUGUAGAAAUUGAUAUGAUGAAAGAGAGAUUCGCGAAACUUCUCCUCGGUGAAGACAUGUCUGGUGGAGGUAAAGGGGUUUGUACUGCCUUAGCCAUCUCAAAUGCUAUAACCAAUCUUUCCGCCACUGUAUUCGGGCAACUGUGGAGGCUGGAGCCCAUGGAUCCACAGAAGAAGACAAUGUGGUGCAGAGAGAUGGAUUGGCUCUUAUCUGUCAGUGACUCGAUUGUGGAACUUGUCCCCUCCAUUCAGCCAUAUCCUGGAGGGGGAAUGUACGAGGUAAUGGCAACUAGGCCGCGUACUGAUUUGUGCAUGAACCUGCCGGCUCUCAAGAAACUGGAUGCCAUGCUAAUUAGCAUUCUUGAUGGGUUUCGAAAUACCGAGUUUUGUUAUGUAGAUCGUGGGAUAGUUAUGGAUGAGUGCGAUCGGUUCUCAUCGGGGGCGUCUUCCGGUAGGCCUUCGGUUAGACAGGAGGAUAAGUGGUGGCUGCCGUGUCCUAAAGUUCCCGAUAAAGGUUUGUCCGAGGAUGCAAGGAAAAGGUUGCAGCAGUGCAGGGAUUGCACGAACCAGAUAUUGAAAGCAGCCAUGGCUAUAAACAGUAACGUGUUGGCCGAGAUGGACAUUCCAACCGCCUAUAUAGAAACCCUACCCAAGAAUGGAAGAAGCUGUCUGGGUGACAUAAUCUACCGCUACAUAACUGCAGAUGAGUUCUCUCCUGAAUGUCUUCUGGAUUGCCUGGACUUGUCUUCGGAGCACCACACGGUAGAUGUGGCGAACAGGAUCGAGGCAGCUGUGCAUGUUUGGAAGCUGAAAGAGAAAAAGAAACACCCCAACAUUCAGAAACCCAAACGCAAGUCAUGGGGCGGUAAAGUGAAGGGCUUGGUGGGUGAUGGAGAAAAGAAUCUGCUUCUUGCUCAACGAGCUGAGACUUUGCUGCACAGUCUCAGGCUCCGUUUUCCCGGUCUUCCUCAAACUGCACUUGACAUGAGCAAAAUCCAGUACAACAAGGACGUGGGGCAUGCCAUUCUGGAGAGUUAUUCACGGGUUAUGGAGAGCUUAGCAUUUAAUGUAAUUGCAAGAAUUGACGAUGUUGUUUACGUGGAUGAUGCCACGAGGCAAUGUGCGGUGACGGAGGCCCUCUCGAUUUUGAAUAGGGGAGGAGGGUUCAAUGGCCUGCCAGUGCAGAAGAAGAUGUCUCCAAGCCCCUUCUCCAUUCAGCACACACCUUACGUGUCUCCUUUCGCGACUCCUUUGUGCUCAUCCCCUCCUUUGCCGAGCAGCCCGAGAACUACUGUUACCCCACUCGACAUGAGCUCACGAGCUCUAAACCAUAAGUAUGAUAAGGUUGUGCCGGCUGACCUGGAUAAGCUCUGGUUGUAUGCAGGUAAUCUUAAUCUUGGGUCGAGGAGGGUUACUGGGGAUGCCCCAGAGCGCGACUGAUAGUUUUGGGGACUUGGGAGGUGUGGUGAUGAUACGGGAGAUUCGCGCCGCAUAAUAUAUUUUAUGUAUAUUUGGUCUAGUGUAGUUCUUCAAGUUUUGAUNUUAAUUGCGUUUGUUU